AUGCUUGUGAAUGAAACCGACUUACCUUUGACGGUUACACGACGACGCGUUACUGCAUCUGGUGUUAGUGCGAAUCCGAACGUGAAUCACAUUCCUCCAGAAGACUCCAUUAAAUUGAAAACUAGCCCAUUCUCAUCGUUUGCAAAUCUUUCUGCAUCAUUGUGGUCUUCUGCGCAGCACACUUUUUCUGGCACACCUUGUGGUACCUCUCCAUCCCUAGAUUAUCUUGGAAGCAAUUCGAAGAACUCGGAGUGUAGACAAAGUUCAUCAAUAAACUUUAUUAAAGUGACUGAAGCAAUGCCAUCUCGGGAUCGUACUGGCGAGUUUCGUACUACAGCGAAAUCCUAUCAGAUGAAAAUGAAUGGAGUCAGUGGCUAUCCGCUAAGAGAGCCGAGAAUACAACAAUCAGUACAGUUCGCGCAACUUGCAAAACGUAUUGGGCGUGAUUUAAGUUUAACAUGUGCAAAAAUGGAGAAGUUAACUGAAUUAGCCAAACGACGGUCUUUAUUUGAUGACCACAUGAUGGAAGUGGAAGAAUUAGCACAAGUGAUAAAGCAUGAUAUAACGGGAUUAAAUAAGCAGAUAGCAAUGCUACAAGAAUUUUCAAAAAGUAACGGUAAUUUCAACAAAAAGAAUCAAGGACAUGGGCAUUCACAGUUGAUUGUUGUUGGACUUCAAUCAAAGUUGGCGGGUGUUAGCAAGGAUUUCCAGAAUGUAUUGGAAUUACGAACAGAGAAUCUGAAGCAACAAAGAUCGCGUCGCGAAAAAUUCAGUCAGAGUCAACCUGUGCCGUCGGGUUUGCCGCCAUUUGUUAAUUCCGGAAGCUCAGGUUCAGUACUAUUACAAGACGAAAUGAAAGCUUCAUCAUCAGUAGCGAUAGAUAUAAAUACGUUAGAGCAACAAAGAUUACAACAACAGAUUUCAUUAAUUAGUGAACAGGACGCAUAUUUGCAAGCUCGUUCAAGCACAAUGGAAAAUAUUGAAAGCAGCAUAUCAGAGUUGGGGCAGAUCUUCCGUCAGCUCGCUUCACUAGUCACUGAGCAAGGUGAAAUGAUCACCCGAAUUGAUUCGAACGUUGAAGAAACAUCAUUAAAUGUUGAAGCUGCUCAUACUGAGUUGGUCAAAUAUUUUCAUUCAAUAUCGCAAAAUCGGUGGUUGAUUAUCAAAGUUUUUGGUGUACUUUUCUUCUUCUUUGUGAUAUUUAUCAUUUUUCUCAGUUAG
Molecule: messenger RNA, 1221 nt
Organism: Acanthocheilonema viteae
Lineage: Eukaryota; Metazoa; Nematoda; Chromadorea; Rhabditida; Onchocercidae
Source: the annotation of a GenBank genome assembly